GCGGAAAAGCCCCUCUUUUAGCAGGUCCCCGGCGCCUUCGGCUUUUGGCUGCCGUUUCCUCACGGGCCGUUCUUCCGUGCCUUCAAGAGCAACCUUUUCAGUGCAGCAGUGCUACCGCGGUGGGUGAUUUCGCACCCUCCCGGCAGGAUGGGGUCUGGCUCAUCCUCUCGGAAGUCUGGCACGCUUCGUGCUGUGAUCCCGCACCAUCCAGCCCUUCAGCAGCUAUGUGAAGAGCCUUUGCAGGCGUACUGGAGUAUUAUCAGUUUUUAUGGUUUGCUGUUGAGAAUACGCUUUGUAUGUAUUUUGGGAGUGUCUGGAUCCAAGCAGAAACUUCUCGGUUUAUUUAAGACGUGAUUCAGGAGGGUUCUGCUCAGCAUCUGAGAGGUGCCGGCACCUUCAGCACCCAUAGCCUUCAGCAUCCAGCCGGGUCAUUCCCUUUGGUCUGCAGUAGGAAAGGUUCAGGUCAUAAUGGCGCUAGCGAAUUUCAUAGGCUUCAUCUGUCUAGUUAUACCCUAUCACACUGUCAUCUCAAACUGGAUUACCCUUCAGUUAAAUUUGUUUAGAAUGUGCUGUAAAUUAUUGAACAAACCUAAAGUGACCACCUGGGACUUAAAUAAUUUAUGUGGAACUACACAUGUGUUUCUGCUGGUUUGGCUAUAUGCAUUUUUAAAAGCUGGAUUGUGUCUGGUUUAUGUAUAGCCUUGAUGUAUGCAGUUUGAUAUAGUGAAAUGCUUAAAUAAUCAUCUAAGUACUGCUGAGCUAUAGCUGAGCUGCUGGUGCCUGUGCUAACAGGAGUGGUUACAACACCCAAAGAGGAUGAAAGCAGAACCAGCCAACUCAUACUCAUGAUAAUUAUUGAUUUGACACAAUGUUGUGCAUACUGACUGCUGGUUGAAUCAGGUUGCUACUGUUCCUUUUACUUUUUUGUUUUCUGAUUUUUUUCCUGACUCUGUUUUUGAGGAUUCAGAUAGCACAAUGAGAGGCCCUGAUCGCAACAUCUUGAUUUUGUUGCAGCAAAUGUAAAAAUUAUGCCCAUGUUUUCUGGAAAGGCAGAUGGUUCACUUUCCUUGUAUUAUCAGAUAAUAUUUCUGCUUGCCUGGUUGCCCUCUCUCGUUUUCACGGUGGACCAGCUGCCAGUUGCCCUCACUGGGAUUAUCCCUCUAACUUGCAGCCUGGUCCUUUGUGCACACCUGAGGUGCUCUAGGGAAAUUUGGCUGAUGCUAAAAUAGUGAGCAAAUUAGAUAACAGUUUAAACAUCCUUGCUUCAGAGACACUUCAGCUGAGUUAAACUGUUCAUCUCGGUAUCCUAGUUGCUUAUUUUGGUAGUUUGGGAAUCACACAAACUUCCUAAAUUCACAUGGACAAUCCUUAUAAAACUUUGGGACUUGGGAUCUUUGCCUCUCCUUGCUCUUAAAGUUCAUCAAGACCUUUAUCUUCUCACCUAAUUAUUGUUGCUGAUACUUCUGGCUUGCAUUAUUUCCAUCUCCCAUCCAGAGUGCUGGUACUGAUGAUAUUUCCUGGCAUUGUGUGCUCUCUGUGUUAGCUCUCAAUAGGUGUCUCAGUUGUCUUUAUCUCUCAUUGUGUCGAUCUUGGGUUUCUCAUAAGGCGUUUUGCAGUUCUUUCUAUUCCAGUUCAUUAUUUUGUUUCUCACUGAAUGUUACCAUCUACUGUGUCUGCUUCCUAUGUACUUGCUUUUGUUCCCUUCCUCAUAGGUACUGUGGGCUUUCUGAGUUAAUGUUUAAAGCUGCAAACCCAUCUGUGCAUGAAGUUCCUCAAACAGAGCACGUUGCUGGCAUGAUAGUAACUGUAGUUACUAGAUAGUAACCAGCUGGCAUGCUGGUAACUGUAACCUGGAUGUUGUGACUAAGAUUUGAACACAAGAACAUGUAGUUUUGCAACUUUGUUUGCUUCCAUUCUUUUUUUGACCAUGGUUGUUGGUUAUGCUUUAUUUUGUGGGCUCCUUAGUAAAGGUAAUAUGUGCUGUGAUAAAAGAUUGGGAAAAAUAGUUCAAAUUUGACUGGAAUCUCUUGGUACUGUAAUGAUAAAAAGUAUUCUUUCCCUAUUGUUUUGAAUGCAGCGAGGCAAGAAGGUGACAAAGACUGCUUCCAAAGAAAACGCAGAGCAAGUUAUUUAUUGCUGAGUAACAUACUUGUAUCAGAUAUAGUUUAUAGUGGGGGAAAAAACUUGGCAGUGCCUUGAAAGAGUGUUGACUGCAAAUGUUUGACUACUGUAAAGAUGAUUUAAUUCUUUGAAAACCCCUCCCCUCUCUUUUGAAGUUGGUUUCUUUAUUGCCCUCUAAUCUCUUUGUCUUGCUUAGGACAGUGUGAUUAGAUGCUGUCUGUGUUUGGCCAGUCGAUAAUUUUCUAAUUAUCAUAACCAGGGUAUGGAACUUUCCUAAUAAAACUGAAUUGUAGAUAAAUAAGGUUUUAUCUUUAUGCCUGUGUGGUAGAGAUAGAGGAGUGAUACCGUCAUACUAUGGCUUUCUGAGGGCUUCUGAUUGAUGCCAAUUGGUAUGGAUUGAGCAGUCUCUGCAUGUGGGACUAUAGUCUGUACUUUAUCUGCAGCUGAGAUAGGAAAAAAAUGGUUGUGGAUGGAUCAAAUCCUCUUGAACUGAGCAAAGAUGAGCAAUGUAGGUUUGUACACGGUGUUCAUAGCUCUGGCCUCUCAGCUUGCUGGAGGCAGUUAUGCUCCUGAAGUUACAUGAGACCUCACUGAUUUCAGAGGGGUUUUGUUGAUGUGAGGUCUUAGGAGUAGGGCCUUGAGUUAGUGCAUCCUGGAAGCAGCUUUUGUAUCAGUUUGACACCUGCUAGGUGACACAUGACCUUGCCUUGAGUUGAGAAUAAAAUUAAUGUUGGUAAUGUGUGUGUUUGUCCUUCAGUGACCAAAUUCCUGUGAAAUACAGCUCCCCAAAUGGAUGGAUGCAAAUAGUCUUAGAAAAGGCACACCUUAAUCUAACAAGUUCUGUUCUCUGAGGCAAGACUGAGGCAGCGAGAGGGAGGUGCACGUAAGACACAGCAAUAAAGAACUAGAAGAAUAAAGAGAAGUUGGAUUGAUGAGAACUAUAAGAAAACGUACAACAGUUUGGAAUGGAUUGAUUUAUGAUACGUCUGAUACAUGAGGGCUACAUUUUGUGUCACUGUUGUCCAGCUGCUGUUGGAGUGCUUCAGCUGACUUCAUUGCAGCAAGCCCAGCAGAUAGGUCCUCAUCACUAACAGAACAUAAGCAAGUGUGAUGCUGAAAUGAGAUGAGGCUCCGAAAUGGAACUGUGGCCACCGUGUUAGUUUUCAUCACUACUUUCCUCAGUUUGUCCUGGUAUACUGCAUGGCAAAAUGGGAAAGAAAAGUUGAUUGCCUAUCAGCGGGAGUUUCACGCUUUGAAGGAACGUCUGCGCAUCGCCGAGCACCGCACUCUGCAGCGCUCUUCCGAGCUCAACGCCAUCCUGGAGCAGUUCAGGAGGGCCGUGGCAGAAACAAACAGCAGUAAGAAUGCAAUGAAUAAUUUUUCAGAUGAGACGCUGAAAUUGUUAAAAGAGCUAACAAGUAGAAAAUCUCUUCAAGUGCCAAAUAUCUAUUACCAUUUGCCUCAUUUGUUGAAAAAUGAAGGAAGCCUUCAACCUUCUGUGCAGGUUGGCCUUGGAAGGACAGGAGUGGAACCAAUAGCCAGACCAGCAACACUGGAAAAACAGACUGAAGAGCAGGGGGAGAAAAACUGCUCAAGGGCAAUUGCAGCUGGACAGAGGAGUGAGAACAUACAAGUUUCCAUUGUAAUGGGAAUACCUACAGUGAAAAGAAAAGUCAAGUCUUACCUUACAGAAACUCUCCACUCCCUUAUUGAUAAGCUGUCCCCUGAAGAAAAACUGGAUUGUGUUAUGGUUGUCUUUAUAGGAGAGACUGAUCUUGAUUAUGUUAACAGUGUUGUUGCAAGCCUGGAAAGAGAGUUUUCUACAGAGAUCAAUUCUGGCUUGGUGGAAGUAAUAGCCCCUCCUGCAACAUAUUAUCCUGACUUGACAAACUUGAAAGAAACAUUUGGAGACUCAAAGGAGAGAGUGAGAUGGAGAACAAAACAAAACUUGGAUUAUUGUUUUCUUAUGAUGUAUGCCCAGAAAAAGGGGGUUUAUUACAUUCAGCUUGAAGAUGACAUUGUUGUCAAGCAGAAUUAUUUCAGCACAAUAAAAAAUUUUGCGCUUCAGCUCGCUUCUGAAGAUUGGAUGAUUCUAGAAUUUUCUCAGCUGGGUUUCAUUGGUAAAAUGUUCCAGUCUCCAGAUAUCACUCUUAUUGUAGAGUUCAUAUUUAUGUUUUAUAAGGAGAAACCUAUUGAUUGGCUCCUGGACCAUAUCCUCUGGGUGAAAGUGUGUAACCCUGAGAAAGAUGCUAAACAUUGUGAUCGACAGAAAUCUAACCUACGGAUACGCUUCAGGCCUUCUCUUUUCCAGCAUGUUGGCCUCCACUCUUCUCUAGCAGGGAAGAUCCAGAAACUCACAGAUAAAGACUUCCUGAAACCAUUACUGCAUAAAAUCCACGUGAAUCCACCUGCAGAGGUUUCGACAUCUUUAAAAGUCUACCAGGGGCAUACGCUAGAAAAAACCUACGUAGGGGAAGAUUUUUUCUGGGCUGUCACACCAGUUGCUGGAGAUUAUAUUCUCUUUAAAUUUGACAAGCCAGUCAAUGUAGAAAGGUACUUGUUUCACAGUGGCAAUCCAGAGCAUCCUGGAGACAUACUUCUAAACACAACUGUAGAAGUUUUGCCUUUUCAGAGUGAAGAACUGGUAUUAAGCAAAGAAACCAAAGACAAACGCUUAGAGGAUGGUUACUUCAGGAUAGGGAAGUUUGAAAAUGGUGUAGCUGAAGGAACAGUUGACCCCAGCCUAAAUCCUAUUUCAUCAUUCCGGCUUUCAGUGAUACAAAAUUCAGCUGUUUGGGCAAUUUUGAACGAGAUUCAUAUUAAAAAGAUUACAAACUGAUCAUGGAAAUCUGCUUUAGAGGAAAAAGAAAGAAUCCUUGAAAAUUCUUCCUAUAAAAUCUGACAUCCUUAGAAAGUCACAAAUUGAAAAUACUGAGCAUGCACCUUAUUCCAAAUGUCAUUCUUUUUCACUUGAACUCUACCUCCUGUGAAAUCUACUGUAGAUGAGAAGAUUGUAUUUACCCCUUCUUAUCUGAUCCAUCCAGAAACUGAUGCUCCACACUGAUAAUGUCCGUCCGAGGCCCAAGUUGUCCUCCACUGUAAUGUGACUUUACCAUCUUAUGGUUGCAGAACCCUGUUACGCUUAACCUGUACUAUUUUGAUAGUAUAGUAAUAUAGAGUUGUACAUAUUGUUACAUUCCUUGAAGAAAAAAAAAAAUAUAAUUAUUGUUAAAUAAGUUUUAUGAAGGGGGUACUUUCGGAGUUCCAUUUAUUUUCUAUAUCAAGAACCCUCUUUUAUAGACUGUCAGGGAUAUAUAUUAAAAAAUGCUAGGGAUAUUUAAUUUAUUAAAAUAAUUUGAAAAGUACAUAUUUUUAUGCAGUAAAAUUUUAAAUUGAUAUAGUUUUUUUAUGAAUUCUCUAGUUUAAGUUAUCUUUCUACAUUUUUCUUUGGAGAUGCAAACAUAAAUUAAUACCAUAUUUCAAAUAUACUGCCAUGUUUAAAAAAACAAGAUUAAGUUUCUAAAUUAUGUAGUUUUAUACACAGAAUCUGAAUGAUGUUCAGAGGCAUAAACAGAGUUCUGAAGAGCAUUAUUCUUUGGGGCUUAUGAAAUUACACUAUGUACAGUUUGUAGCCACACAAAAAGCAUGUUGAGAUGUCUUGUUUCAUAUUAUGUACUAAAUCUGCAGUGAUUUUAGAUUGAAUCCAUUGCAUUUUAGAAGAAAUUUUUUUUUUUACUCCAAACCAGUUCUUUCUAAAAAUAUUUGUAAACAUUUCCUAGGCUGAACAAAUUCAUUUUCUGUACUGAAGAAAAUCAUUCUCCAGCUUUGCUUUGGAGUGACAAGAGGCUACCUUUUAUCACAAGAAUGAACAGUAGAUACAUUUGAUUUACAGUGGUCUCCUUUUAAAAAGUUCUGUUAUUGCAGUGUUUAUUUUAGAUACAUUAGUGAGUAGUUACAGUUUAUUUUCUUCUUUUGCUCAAAACAAGGUCUUAGCUUGACUCCUUUAUGGAUCAGUAUGGAAACUCGCACUAACCUUAUAGUGGGAACGGAAUUUGGCCUCAAGUUAGUACCCUGCCUUUUCAUUUCAAGGGAAACAGUGAUCUUAAAUGAAUCAGAAAUGCGGUCAGGAACAGAAAGUGGUCUGGAUUACAGUCAGAGUGGAACUGUCACAGUACUAAUGCUGCUGCUUUUCUUAAGAGUCCUACUUAGGUGCUUAUGUGUAAGGACUCAUGCAUGGGAAAAAUUCAGUUAGUCAGAAAUGGCCAGGAGAGAGGGAGGAAUUCCUCCCUUUAAUAGGAAUGAAGUGCCUGAUUGACAUUGGAGGGAGGCAUCCACACUGGCUUGGGUAUUCUCAGUUGUGCUGUGAACCAGCCUCCUGGAACUGACAUUUCAAAAGCUGGCCAGCUUUCCCUGUGGAAAAAAACACACUCUGCUACCCCCAACACAGAAUCAUAGAAUCACUUAAGUUGGAAAUGACCUUUAUUGUCUUUGUGAUCAGGGCAAGCCUGUUGCAGGUUCCCUGAUCUAGGGCAGAGGUCCUGAAUUUGUAUUUUCCCAAUAAAGUUCAGCUGAUAGAUUUGGGCUCCCUUUCCUGAUAGGUUUGUCCUUACAAACCUUUAGGCAGGAGCCUAAAGCUGCCUCUCUAGCACUGUAAGCCCUCACCACUGGAUUAUAGUGUCAACCUGUCUUCUGCCUUGUUGGAGAAUUGUGCCAUAGCUUUCACAAUUCAGCAAGAUUCAAGUUGAAGAACUUAACUACUCCUACAGACUGUUGUCAUUUUGAUUUAGCUAUGUUGUCUAGGGAAGACAAGAUUUGUACACAGAGGUAAGACCUUCAGUUUAGACUGAUUGGUGUAAGUUCAAGAAAAAUUAGAUACCAAGUGGACCUUGUUUACUUUUUCUGAUUGCAUCAGGUGGUGUAAAUAAAAUGUUACUUGGAAAGCUUGUGUUGCCCAUAGACACUGAGGGCAUAAGCUAAGCACUGGUCACACAAAUGAAGAUUAUUCUUGGGUUUAGGAAUGUGGGUGACUAGGCUCUGAAUCCUGUGUGACUCUAGCCUAUUGUGGUGCUACAGCCCUGUUUGUUUCCUGUAUAAUAAUGCCCUGCCAUCAAAUUACCAACAUGCAAUGGCUUUUUAUCACACGUCAGCUAGCAAAGGUCUGAGAAAGUAUUUAGGUUUUCUUCUCAGCUGUGUCUGAAUGAAUGAUGCAAGUUAAUUAAACUAGGGUUGUUUAUUAUAAUCCAGACUGCAGAAAUACAUUCAAUACUGCAGUUUCUUAAUUAGUUUUGCUGACAGUGACCUUUUCCAUUUUCUGUGAGUCCAGAAGUUUACUGGUACUAUUUAUGUAAGAAAGCUGUGUGCUUAUUCUCAAAGCAUCACUGUUCCUGACGUUUCACAGUAGUUAAGAUGAAUCAUUGCUAAUAUAUUUAAAUACAUAGAACCCAUACAGUGAUUGCAAGAUUGGUUAGUAGUAUAUUUAGUAUUCAAAAAUGUUGAGAAAAAAUUUAUCUGAGACAACAAAUUAAACUAGUGUGUGGUAAAAUGUGGGAUGCAUUUUUAUUACAUUGUAGUAGCAGGAGUUGAAAAUACUCUGGGCUGCUUGAAUACUUUCAAUGUUCCUGAGCAUAUAUGCUCUCUAGAUAAAUGUGCCACAUUAAUACAAAUUAUAUUUCAUAGAUCCAGGUAAAUUCAGAACUGGUGUUAUCAGGUAGAUUAUUUCUGCAGACAACUAUUUUGGGCUUUGUACCUUUAAAUUCCAAUCCCUAAGUCAGGCUAAAGUGGUGCAAGUCUCCUUCCUGGAAGUAUGGUGAAGUUAGAACACCUGGGCUGUUUGGCUUACCAGCCUUUAGCUUGGGUACCCUUUGGGACUGUGUCUACACCAGUGGGCAGGUAUCUCCUGCACAUCUCCAUUGUAAGAACAGUAUUACCAUAAGAGAUCUUAAACAGCAUCUUAAACCUAUUACCUGUUUUGAGAGAGUUUUUUCCUUCAUGCAUUCAAUUUCAAGUUACUUUUGUUGUGACCUUAAAAAUCCCCUCAAGGCUGCUGAAUCUUAAGAGAUAUCCAAUAAUGGAAAGUGUUUUAAAAAAACCUGCACUAUCCUAUGCUCCUGUUAGUUCCUGAAGCUGUUAAAGCUUCAGAAGAGCAAACUUUUGUGAAACCAAAGGCAUAGCCAGAAAUCUUCAUUAGCUCGGCAAAUGAACUUAUACUGGAUGCCAAACAGACUGGCUGAUGUGAACAUUUGCUUUUCUGAGCUGAUAAGGAAUACUUAGGACCAAGGAAACACAAGACUGUCAGUAUAAUCUUGCUUUGCUCAUUCAGUGGGUCAUCCUACUGAAAACUUUGUAAAUAAUGUGAACAGGAUGUGAAAAUUAGAGUGUUUCUAAAGCACUGUAUAAGGCUUUGAGCUUUGGCAGGCAUCUCAACCGUGUGUUUUCACUGAUGGAAAAAAUUCCUAUGGAUAUAUUCAUUUUUUCUGUACUUAAAGAUGGCUUAGAAAAAUUCAGAUAGAUGUGAUUCAUGGACCAAGAAAAGACUGGAGUCUUCUGUCAUAUCACUGCUUGUCUAGAUGUUUCAAAGCAGUUUUUAAAUACCUUGAGUCAGUUUAGAGCAAAGCAAUUUAUACUUUGCCUGUGUGAAACACAGUUCCGUGAAUGAGCUGAAGUGUGAUUAGUCUUUGGAAAAAUUUGGAAACUGUGUACCAGUUUCCUUAUUUUAUUUUUUCCCAGAUAUAAUUUCAGUAAUCUUUGUAUUUUGUUGGAAGUACUUGCUCCAGAUGAAGUAUCAUAGUACUUUGUAGUUCACCUCCAACUUGGAGUAUUCUUUUAGUCUCAUGGUGGUAAAAGAAAAAUGAAAUCUUCUCAAACCUUGCCUCCCCUAAAAUGCAUGAACCCAAGGUUCUAUCUUUGUUCUUACUAGGAAUGGUGUAUUAUGAAAAAGUUAGUAACAUCACAUAAGUAACUCCAGCUAGAAAGGGGGGAAAAAAAAGUCAUUGUGUUUUUAAAUCAUCUUUACAAUCACCAGCAUAAGGCUAAAAAGCUAUUAAACAACUGGUGUUUUCAGGCUAGCAUUGAUUGCUGAUGUAAAACACAGCCCAUGGAGACCUGGUGAAUUAGUACUUGAGUGUCACCUUCCUGACCUUAGUGGUCUCUGAAGGGUUUUGCUAAGUUCUGCUGUAAACAGUGAACUGCUGGAAGUUAAAGUAGCUUAAUUUUGAGAAUGAUGAAGCCUUCUUUCAAGGGAAAAAAAUGUUGAUCUCUCUAAAGGGAAGGUAAACAGGCCCCGUGUCCUUCAAUGGUAUCACACCACAGGGCACUAAAUGUAAAGUAUUUUACUGUUGAACUGAAGUGGAUGAUCAGUGAUGCUAGGAUUCCUGUUAGGGAAAAGUUGUACAGUUAGGCUGCAGCUGCCUGCAGGACGGGAGCUUGUGCUGUUAGCCAGGGAGGGACAGAUCCUGACUGGAAUCCUGCACUUUCCAAGGAUCAGUAGUUCAGUGCUUUCCUUGUUUAAAGGAGAAUGUUGCUCAGCAUCUGCUGAGAGGGAAACGUGAAUCUCUUCAAGCCUUAACAGUGGCUGAAACACAAAGUACUGUAAGAUGCACUGCCAGCAUAUUUGGUAUUUUAAGAUAAAUUAUAGUUUUACCUUAGAGAUCAAAUUCUAGUAUUGAAAUUGUCUUACUGUAACCAGUUUACUUUUGUGUUGUUUUGGAAACUGAAUCCUAGUGCUCAUGUUUCAUGCUGAACACUGCAUUGGAAAACUGUCAUCUUCACUUUCCAUAAGGUAUUGUUUGUGAUGGUCAGUUUUACUUCUGCCUUGUGGACUUCGCAGCUGCAGGCAUUGCCAUAAGCCCAACCCUGUAGCCAAACCAACUUGUACUUUCCUUCCAUGUUCAUUGACCUGCCACUCAGAACGGUGGAUGUAGUAAUACCCACUGGACUGCUAGAGAUUGGGUUUAAAACUUGCUGCUAUCUUUGGAAACCUGAUAUGGGUCAUGUUAAUUGUGCCUUUCAUCACUGUUACUUCUGUGUGCCAGAGUUGUCCAUGUAUAUUUGAAGUAGUCACUAAAGUAAAUCUGUUCUCAAAACCUUUCAUACAAGGAGAGGACAGAUCUGUAUCUAGAGACAGUUGUUGCUUUAGCAUCGCAACACUAUUAAGAUCUGUAUUUUCACACAGUCCCAAGGCAAGGUAUUCCAAUAUUACUCUUCAAGAAAACUGCUUUUUGGUGUCACUUAAACCCCUCAUAAUGUAGAGCUUAUGCCAGUCUGUGCAAAGUAUCUGCAGUAAGAGUUAUCCUACAUAGACUUGUUGCAGUUAAAUUUAAGCUACGGAAAUGUACAAGUAACUUGUUUUUAGGAAUGUACUGCAAAAGUAUUUGAAAAAAAUUGCUAACAUGUUUACUGUUGUAAAUAUUUUAAUAAAAAAAAGGACACUUCAAACUUUUUUACACAAUUAUCUACAAUAAAGAAAAAUUUACAACCAUUUACAAA
Molecule: messenger RNA, 10605 nt
Organism: Cyanistes caeruleus (blue tit)
Lineage: Eukaryota; Metazoa; Chordata; Aves; Passeriformes; Paridae
Gene: MGAT4A
Product: alpha-1,3-mannosyl-glycoprotein 4-beta-N-acetylglucosaminyltransferase A
Biological process (GO): protein N-linked glycosylation
Cellular component (GO): endoplasmic reticulum-Golgi intermediate compartment; Golgi stack; endoplasmic reticulum
Molecular function (GO): acetylglucosaminyltransferase activity
Source: RefSeq, a predicted model, not a curated record